UCACGUGACUGUGGGGCAAUUUUAUAAAAGUCACUUGAAAGUCGUCAUAUUUUUUUCCACCAUUACAAUGCUUAUCCUUCGCUAGCUGUUAGUUCUUAGGUUGUGUACUUCUUAAGACGAAGAGUUUAAACUUCGUUUUCCAUGUUCUGAAAAACUGUACCAACGAUGGCCACUCAAGAGACAGAGUUAACACCUGGUAACGAUGCGAGGAAUGACCAGAAUAAUAUCUUUAAUUUGGAUCCGAGGGUGACUUACGAAAACAACCAUGAUGGCGACGAUAACAGCGUCAAGGAUAUGUCAACGGACAGUUCUAGUAACGAUUCAACUUUACAUGCCUUAAGCGGUUUAUAUGCUCAAAUAAUCCUAGUUGUCGCCGCAAUAUUAGUUUUCACCGAGCUACUGCACGGUCCAGUGCCAGUUUUCUUUUUCCAUGGAUAUCUUUUUACGUAUUUGGUUGGUGGAGGCAUUAUUUGUUUUCUUGGAGCAUAUGUGAAUAUGCUGAUGAAUAAAUGUCCCAGAUGGUCCGAAAGUGGUUACAACGGAGCCAGAGCAGUUUUUUCCACUAAGUUCGUGAAAAACUUGUUUUUCUCCGAUAUCAGUAUAUACUUAAGAAUUGGCUCUGUCGUGUUCGGAUUGGGCACCUUAAUAUCAAGCGGACUUGAAGUUGCUGCCAUUUUCACGGGACCCAAAAAAUGUAUGGAUGAUUUGAAUAUGAUGCAACCAGUCCUACGUUGUCUUUUCAGUUUCAUUCAAAUGCAUUUCCUUUUCAUGAAUACGAAAGACAUGGUUAAUUCUUUCCGCUGGUUUCGCCAUUUUGCUCUCAUGCAUUUAGUUGCCACAAAUUUAGCCAUUUGGAUACGAAUAAUGUUAUGGGAGAGCACCAGAGAUUGGCUGGAUGCCAUCCACUACAAGCACAAUUCCAGCAUUCCAUGGAUAGAUGCGAAAUUUAAUGUCUCGAAACACAGUCUUGAUUCGGAUACUAAACACCAAGAUCAUGCCAGACAUAAGCCUCACCACAGAGUUCAUAUUGCCGUGGCACGCCAUUGCAUCUGGGAAUCAUAUGACCACCACGCUGAGACUGAAGGUCUGAUGGAGUUCCAUCUGUGUAUGCAAAAUUCUACUAUUGGUGAUAUAUGGGAAAAAGCGAUGCCCUACCUAUAUCCCUUUUUGGUACAAUAUUGCUUAGUUGCAACAGCAAUUAUCUACAUCACCUGGUCUAACCUUCAUUCUCACCGUUUAAAAAUGCAACGUUUCGCAGCUGUUUCUGUUUAUGGAAAAACUCCGAAUCAACACGACGAAGUGAAUUGCGGUGGCUCAACAAGAGGAUUGUUUCUCGGUUUACUUAUUCUUGUUGCUGGAAUUAUUGCUAUCAUCUUGUUUUUCGUGCUUGCUCAAGACAAAGAUUUCAAUGUCCAUUUCAUGAUCGGAGCCCUUGAGUGUGGAAUAUUUGGUAUAUCUACCUUGGCAACCAUCCUAGGGAUCGUUCAAAUUCGAAAAAUGAAGAGUAAAACUUCUAGACAAAGAAGGCUAUCAGAAUUGCUUCAAAGAAUCGGCAUGCUGGCAGUUUAUGUGUAUGGUAUUUGCAACAUGAUAGCUGGGAGCGUUUCAAUGGGACGUCUGCCCAACUUUUUGUUGUUUCUGGAUGGAACACUGAUGGUGGUUCAAGCCUUUCUUCAAUCCCUUUUUAUUCACCAAGUUGCAAAAAAGCGUCUAAGUCCUCUGAAUAUCGAUGAGAAGCCAGGCCGAGAAGUGGUUAUUUUCCUUGUUUUUAUCAAUAUCGUUCUUUGGAUUCUUGAAUCUUUCACCACUCAAAAACAACUUCGAAGCGGAUUGCAACAGGAAUUCUAUGGCGACAUUGCUUGGCCGGUCAUAACUCGUAUAGUUUUACCGUUCGUCAUAUUUUACAGAUUUCAUUCUGCUGUAGCUUUAAUGGAAGCUUGGAGAAAGUCAUACAGAGUAAAACAAAACUGAAAUGGUUUUUGUACUGAAAUAAUUAUCAGCUAAAGCUGUCAUACUUUCUCAUCUUAGUGUUUUUCCGUAGCUUAAAAAAAUGUAGCUUUUGUUAGGAAAUAUAUUUUUAUUCUUUUCAUUCACUCACAUGUAAGGCAUUAUAUUAGCAUUUAUUUUUAUGAACUGAAAUGUAAAUAAAGUUUUGAGCAAAAAU
Argiope bruennichi is the source of this 2164-nucleotide messenger RNA. RefSeq names its product proton channel OtopLc-like. Gene Ontology annotation, biological process: proton transmembrane transport. Gene Ontology annotation, cellular component: membrane. The transcript is spliced from 7 exons. Lineage: Eukaryota; Metazoa; Arthropoda; Arachnida; Araneae; Araneidae. The record is from RefSeq and is a predicted model, not a curated record. The coding region runs from base 166 to 1971 and encodes 601 amino acids. Gene Ontology annotation, molecular function: proton channel activity.